UACUUCGAAUCAUAUUUUUCUUUCCUUGUUCUAGCUUCCUCUCUCUCGCGCGUUCUCGGGCAACGUUUGAAUUUCCGGGUUUUUGUUUUUUUCCCUGCGGUUGUGUCUGUGCAGUAUUAGUCAAUGGAUACACCAACGAGCCCUGCCGGAGACGGCGGAGAGAGUGGCGGCUCGGUCAGGGAGCAGGAUCGGUCCCUGCCGAUUGCGAACAUUAGCAGGAUCAUGAAGAAGGCCUUACCUCCCAACGGGAAAAUCGGCAAAGAUGCUAAAGACACUGUUCAGGAAUGCGUUUCUGAGUUCAUCAGCUUCAUCACCAGCGAGGCCAGCGAUAAAUGCCAGAAAGAGAAACGGAAGACAGUGAAUGGAGAUGAUCUGUUGUGGGCUAUGGCAACAUUAGGUUUUGAGGAUUAUCUCGAGCCCCUAAGGAUAUACUUGCAAAGGUACAGAGAGUUGGAGGGUGAUAACAAGGGAUCAGCAAAAGGUGGAGACAGUUCUAAUAGAGAUGGUGCUGGGGGUUUUCCCGGCCAAGACAUGCCAAGCUGGUAAAAGAACUCACAAGUUUGCCUUUUACGAGGUCAAGAACUAUGCCAACGACCAAGGGGGAAGGGUUUGGUCGCAGGUUAUGAUCAUUGGCUUGGAGACUCCGUUUGUUUGUAUGAAUGGGCUGAUGAUCUGAUCGACUCUUCUUGAGGGUUGUUGGUUCAUUUGUUUUCUUCUCCUCUCAUUGUAUCGCCGCUUUCUUAUUUUUUGGUAAUCGUAACAGUUAGUGAUUGGGGAUUAGUUUUGAUGAUUGAGAUAAUUCGAUUUUAAUGUAAUGAUUUCGCAGUUUUACGCAUU
Molecule: messenger RNA, 837 nt
Organism: Tarenaya hassleriana
Lineage: Eukaryota; Viridiplantae; Streptophyta; Magnoliopsida; Brassicales; Cleomaceae
Product: nuclear transcription factor Y subunit B-1
Exons: 6
Coding region: 124-546 (140 amino acids)
Biological process (GO): regulation of transcription by RNA polymerase II
Cellular component (GO): CCAAT-binding factor complex; nucleus
Molecular function (GO): RNA polymerase II cis-regulatory region sequence-specific DNA binding; DNA-binding transcription activator activity, RNA polymerase II-specific; protein heterodimerization activity
Source: RefSeq, a predicted model, not a curated record